Messenger RNA from Mercurialis annua (annual mercury), 1836 nucleotides. RefSeq lists its product as uncharacterized. The record is from RefSeq and is a predicted model, not a curated record. The coding region runs from base 1 to 1836 and encodes 611 amino acids. The transcript is spliced from 4 exons. NCBI's taxonomy places the organism in Eukaryota, Viridiplantae, Streptophyta, Magnoliopsida, Malpighiales, Euphorbiaceae.
AUGGGGAGAACCGCAAAGUUGACCAAGGACAUCAUUGACUAUUAUCAAUAUGAUGGGGAAUCUCUUUAUGAAACUUGGGAGAGGUUCAAAGAUCUCCAAAGACAUGUCCCUCAUCAUCGCCUUGUAAGGGAGCAUGUGCUUCAAAUAUUCUAUAAUGGCUUGGGUGAGAUUACAAGGUCUACCAUUGAUUUGGCAUCGGGAGGUUCUUUGAAGCAAAAGACGCUUGAUAAAGCUAAUGAAUUGAUUGAGAAGUUGGCGAUGGUUAGUAGCAAUUGGUCCUCGGAAAGAAGAAGACCACCGGCUCAAAAGGCAUUAAUGAAACUUGACCAAUCAAAAGAGUUUGAAGCUAUGAAGGCCAUGAAUGCCUCUUUGCAAAGCCAAGUCGAUGCCUUGAAGAAGCAAGUGACCCCCCAGAACGCUCCGGUGGCAUAUGUACAAGUGGGAUGCGAACAUUGUGGGGACUUCAAUCAUGGUAGUAGUGAUUGUUAUGCCACGGGUCAAGCAUGGAGUGAACAAGUGAACUAUGUGGAAGGUCAAAGGCAAGAAAAUGAUCCUUACUCGAAUACUUAUAAUUCCGGAUGGAGGAACCAUCCUAACUUUGGGUGGAGAAACCAAGAGGGCCAAGGCAAUGCUCAAGGGUCUAAUCAAGCGGGUCCAAGCUUCCAAGGUGGAAAUAGACCUCCACAACAACAAGGAAAUUACCAUCAUAAUCAAGGUCAUGGCAACAAUUCAGGUGCUAGACCUCAACAUCCCCCCGGUUUUCAACCUCAAAGAAAUAUGGAUGAAGGGAAUACAUUUGCCAAGUUGAUGAAGGAGCUAAGAGAGAUGAAGCAACUUCAAAAGAACCAAGUCACCACUAAUCAAAUGCUUGAAACUCAAAUCUCACAACUUGAUAUCAAUCUUCAAGGUAGACCUCAAGGGGGAUUGCCAUCCACUACGGAGAAUAACCCUAGAGAACAUGUCAAGGCGGUAGAGCCCCGAACAAGAUCAAGUCAAGAGUUACCAAAGGAAUGUGAGGAAGUGGUUAUCGAGGUUGAAGAGCCUUAUGUUAGGCCGCCGCCGCCGCCACCCUUGGCGGAUGCACUCCGAGAGAUGCUGCAAUAUGGCAAGUUCUUGAAGGAUAUCAUUACCAACAAACGGAGUUGGGAUAGUGGCGCAACGGUUUCCAUUCCGGAAGUGUGUAGCUCAAUCAUCUUGAAUGAUCUACCGGCUAAGUUGAAGGACACAGGGAGUUUUUCUAUACCUUGCACUAUAAGAAAUAUGAGUUCUAUAAAUUGCCUAUGUGAUCUUGGUGCUAGCAUUAAUCUUAUGCCUUUAACUCUUUUCAGGACACUAUGUGGAGACCAAACUGUGAAAAGCACCUCGAUGGUACUCCAACUAGCGGAUCAUUCGUUGAAAAGGCCGUUUGGGAUUGUUGAGGAUGUGCUUGUCAAGACAAGGUAUAACGAGAGGGAUGUGAACUUUCAUGAGGUUUCCAAGGUGACGUUCCAUUCCGAUGAGCUUGACAAUGAAUAUUCCGACGAAGAUGAACUCAACACCGAAACUUUGAUCACGAAUGUGGGGGUUACACCUCCAUCCUCUCAAGUACCACCCCAAGUGGAGAUGAAACCACUUCCACCUCAUCUCCGGUACACCUUUGUUGGGGAGAAUGAGACCUUGCCGAUCAUCAUCUCCGAUAAGCUUUCGAAAGAUCAAGAGAGAAGAGUGGUCCAAGUAGUGAAGGAGCAUGUGUUAGCUAUAGGGUGGCAAAUCUCCGACAUUCGAGGCAUAAGUCCACAAAUUGUGAUGCAUAAGAUUCAUCUUGAAGACGAGUCAAAGAAGUCAACUCAAAGGUAA